Molecule: messenger RNA, 1767 nt
Organism: Brachypodium distachyon (stiff brome)
Lineage: Eukaryota; Viridiplantae; Streptophyta; Magnoliopsida; Poales; Poaceae
Product: ASC1-like protein 3
Exons: 6
Coding region: 343-1197 (284 amino acids)
Biological process (GO): ceramide biosynthetic process
Cellular component (GO): endoplasmic reticulum; membrane
Molecular function (GO): sphingosine N-acyltransferase activity
Source: RefSeq, a predicted model, not a curated record
AUCAGAGUCCAGAGAGGGCGAGGGGGCAAUUGAAAGAGCCCCCCGCACGCACGCCGCCGCACGCACAUCGUCCUGCUCCUCUCCUCCUCCCUUCCUCGUGCCCGUCUCUUCCACCUGCGCCUGCGUAGAAAUACAGGGGAACAGAAGAAGCAGGAUUAGUGCGUGCCGCCUGGGCCUCUCGCUCCGCCUAAUCCCCGCUUGCUCCCUAAACCAAUCCAACCCCUUCACAUUAGCCGCGUGCGCGCGAGCGAGCGCCUCGCCGCCCGGCUUUUGGGGCGUCGCCGUGCGGUCGCUGCUGGGUGUUUGUGGUGGUGCCGCCCGCGGACUGAGGUGCCGGCGGCGAUGGCGAUCCGCGGCCCGGACGCGGCAUCCUUCUUCCCGCUCACGCUCCUCUUCUCCCUCGGCUUCUUCUGUGCUCGCUUCCUCCUCGACCGCCUCGUCUACAAGCCGUUGGCAGUUUACCUUUUCACCAGCAAGGGUUCUAAGUUGAUGAAUGAUGAGGCCAGACAAGCAAAGAUUGUCAAGUUCUCAGAAUCCACUUGGAAGCUGACAUAUUAUGCUUCUGUUCAGGCAUGGGUCCUGUUGAUAAUAAAGCAAGAACCAUGGUCAUUGGAUACAAUGCAAUACUUUGAUGGCUGGCCGAAUCAGCCCAUCCCGUCCUUGUUGACACUUUUCUACAUGUGCCAGUGUGGAUUCUAUAUCUACAGCAUUUUUGCCCUUAUUGCCUGGGAAACCCGCAGAAAAGAUUUUGCUGUAAUGAUGUCUCAUCAUGUGGUAACAUCUGUUCUGAUUGGAUAUUCAUAUCUGACUGGAUUUUUUCGAAUAGGGACAAUUAUUCUUGCUUUGCAUGACGCGAGUGAUGUUUUUCUGGAGACCGCCAAAUUGUGUAAGUACACAGAAAAGGAACUAGGGGCUAGCUUGUUUUUUGGGCUUUUUGCUCUCUCCUGGCUCCUAUUGCGUCUGAUUUACUUCCCAUUUUGGAUAAUCAAAACCUCAAGCUAUCAGUCCAUCAUAUCCUUGAGGAAGCUGGACAGAUUCCCGACGACCUUGUACUACAUUUUCAACACAAUGCUCCUCACAUUACUCGUGUUUCAUAUGUACUGGGGGAAACUCAUAUUUUUAAUGAUAAUGAGACAAUUGAAUAAUAAAGGAAAGGUUGGAGAGGAUGUUCGAUCUGAUUCGGAGGAUGACGAGUGAUAGGGGAGUUUCUUUGACAAUUAUGAUGUGCCAUGUCUCUGCUCUGCGCAUGUUUGCCAGAGUUGAUUGUACAUUGCCUUGUGAUAUCAAACAUGGCUAGACCAAGAAACUGAGCAGGUUCGAUAUAAUAUCAAACAUGGCUAGACCAAGAAACGGAGCAGGUUCUUACAUAGCGGGUAUAGCUAGGAACUUACUUGAAGAUCGCUUCAUAAUUUUCAGUUCAUCUUUCUUUGUUAUUAGAAAAGAUUUAAGAGGUCGUUUUCUGUACCUUUUUCCAAAGCUUAGAGACCCCUCUGUACCAUAUUUUGUAUACUGCGACUAUGAGUAGGUUUAGUUCUAAUUCAUGGGAAGGAAUAAAUUGAUUCUUUGAUCAGGAGUGAAUCUCACCUGUAUCUUAAUCAUGUCAAGUGAGGUCUCAAGAGUCUCAUGCAGCUACAUAUAAAUUUUCGAAGGUGAUGAUUUGUCUUAGUUUUGGUGUCCGUAUCUGUAUGUUUGAGUACUUGACUAUUCAUUUUUCUAUUCUUGUAUUUUUCCAAUCCUGUGAAUCAAAGAGACCCUUAUUAUGUGAAA